This is a messenger RNA of Saccostrea cuccullata (small rock oyster), 883 nucleotides long. Its product is annotated as fibrinogen-like protein A. The transcript is spliced from 5 exons. NCBI's taxonomy places the organism in Eukaryota, Metazoa, Mollusca, Bivalvia, Ostreida, Ostreidae. The annotation marks the transcript as partial. The record is from RefSeq and is a predicted model, not a curated record.
UGUCUUGGUAUUUCACAUGGAAAAUUUGUAAGGGAAGUGUCUUUUCUUUUCGCAGAAAAUGUUAGUUAUUUUCCGGGAAACGAAUUACUAGAUUUUUUACUUGGAGGUAAAAAUCCUGAAAUACACUGUGGUCUGCGAUGCUUAGAAACAUCCGAUUGUAUGGCUAUGGACAUAUGUGACGUCACGGUCUACCCAAGAUGUCGUCUGUGGACAACAUUGCCAGAUGUAAGUUCCACCAACACAUACAUUUGCCGGCGCUUUUUUGAAAUAACCACUAAGUUUCUUCAAGUAACGACACCACAGACUUCGUCUGAACCUGUAUCGAUCCAGACAACAUCAAAUUCUAUUCCUCAGACAACAUCAGAUUUAUCAUCACAAACAACAACUCUGUUGACAUUCCAAGCACAAACAGCUCUUGAAUCUGCAAUUCAAACAACAGCUAGUGCUGAUACAACGACUGCUAUUGCUACCACGCCUAUAGAUAUGAACUGUGCCGAGGGCUGUGAUUGUCUCCCUAUCACAAACAAGUUCGGCCCUGAGUCAGAGCAGUACCCUGUCACUUUGGACGGAAAUAACGUUUCUUAUGUUUGCAAACUCAUCUCAGGAGAAGUUUGGACUGUAAUUCAGCGAAGAAUUAAUGGAGUGAUUGACUUUCACAGUAAACUUUGGACAGAGUAUGAAGCGGGAUUUGGUUCCAACUCUAAUGAAUUUUGGAUAGGUUUGAAGGAGAUUCAUCGUUUAACCUCUGUGGGUUUAACUAAGAUCCGUAUCAACCUGGGAUUUGAAGACGGUUCUGAUGGCUAUGCUCAAUACAGCCAUUUUACAGUUGGGGGAACGGAUACAGACUACAUGUUAACGAUAUCAGGCUAUAGUGGCACUGCUG